Molecule: messenger RNA, 983 nt
Organism: Hyposmocoma kahamanoa
Lineage: Eukaryota; Metazoa; Arthropoda; Insecta; Lepidoptera; Cosmopterigidae
Gene: Coq7
Product: 5-demethoxyubiquinone hydroxylase, mitochondrial
Exons: 5
Coding region: 156-737 (193 amino acids)
Biological process (GO): regulation of gene expression; regulation of reactive oxygen species metabolic process; ubiquinone biosynthetic process
Cellular component (GO): nucleus; mitochondrial inner membrane
Molecular function (GO): 3-demethoxyubiquinol 3-hydroxylase activity
Source: RefSeq, a predicted model, not a curated record
CAAACGCGAUACGAGAAUCGAAUGAACUUCACUCGACGAGACGCCAUUUUGUACGAGUCUGCGCGGUGGGAUUUUCAUAUGGAAAGGGAAAUUGCCCCUCGGUUUGCGGGGGGGCUGAAAUUUUGCUUCGGGUAAGCGAGAAUUCGCGAACGAAGAUGAUACGUCCACCGCCGAGACUUUUAUACCAAGUUAGACGAAACCAUUCUGCGACAUGGAAGAAAAAUCCAAAACUAGACCAAAUAAUACGUGUAGACCACGCAGGCGAAUUGGGUGCUGAUCGCAUUUACGCAGGGCAGUACGCGGUCCUCGGCCGGACAGCCGAAGGUCCCACGAUCCAGCACAUGUGGGACCAAGAGAAGAUACAUAGAGAGAAGUUCGAAUCUCUUAUCAAUAAGUACAGGGUAAGACCGACUGUACUGACGCCCAUUUGGAAUGUUGCAGGAUUUGUGCUUGGCGCUGGCACAGCACUAUUAGGUAAAGAAGCUGCGAUGGCGUGCACAGUAGCAGUAGAAACAGUGAUCGUCGAUCACUAUAAUGAUCAGCUUCGUACUCUAAUGGAAGAUCCUAACGUGGACAAAGAUAUCUUGCAGACCAUCACAAAGUUUAGAGAUGAGGAACAGGAGCAUCAUGAUACUGGAAUUAAUCAUGGCGCUGAGCAGGCGCCGUUCUACCAAGCUUUGACGGAAGUGAUUAAGGCAGGCUGCAAGGUGGCCAUUGCUGUCUCCAAGAAAAUUUAAUAUUAACGCCAGAUGUAGAUAGUUUACUAUUUUUACAAUAAACUCGUAUUUAAUAUAUUUGCAUUUGUUUCAUUUGAGGUUAUACUGUAUUAUGUUAGGGCGAUGCCACACGGGCCUUGCAUCGUCGCAAACGUACUAAUUUCAUGUACCAAGUUGCUUGCGAUGACGCGCCGUUUCAACGCACUGUGUGGCAUGUCGUUCUAGUUUAGAGCGAUGCCAUACGGGCGUUGUGUUGUCUUAUGAUUU